Sparassis crispa is the source of this 1011-nucleotide messenger RNA. RefSeq names its product Geranylgeranyl pyrophosphate synthase. Gene Ontology annotation, molecular function: prenyltransferase activity. Gene Ontology annotation, biological process: isoprenoid biosynthetic process. The transcript has 9 exons. The record is from RefSeq and is a predicted model, not a curated record. The coding region runs from base 1 to 1011 and encodes 336 amino acids. NCBI's taxonomy places the organism in Eukaryota, Fungi, Basidiomycota, Agaricomycetes, Polyporales, Sparassidaceae.
AUGGCUUCUGACUCUUCUACUCAUCAGCUGGAUGUGCUCCACAUCCUUUCUGAGGAUUCGACAUGGACUGAGACCAAUGAAUCCGUGCUGCUCGAACCGUUCACCCACAUCAGUUCCAUUCGGGGAAAGGAAAUCCGGGGCCAUAUGAUUGCAGCAUUCAAUCAGUGGCUGCAAGUACCCGAAGACAAGCUUGAUGUUAUAUCUCGGGUCGUUAGCAUGCUGCAUACAGCCAGCCUCAUGGUAGAUGAUAUUGAAGAUGACUCACAGCUCCGGAGAGGAAUACCUGUCGCCCAUAAGAUCUACGGAAUACCGCAAACAAUAAACUCUGCAAAUUACGUGUAUUUCCUCGCGUACCAGGCAUUAUUUGUGUUGCGCUCCGGGAUUGGUCCUUCUUCUGAGUUGGAGAUGGAAGGCAAGGGUAAGAAACGCUUGAUUCCGUUCAGAGAGCUUGACCGAAUUGUAACGGCGGAACUUUUAUCCUUGCACCGCGGGCAGGGCCUUGAAUUGUUCUGGCGAGAUUCACUACAGUGUCCGACAGAAGAGGAGUACGUGUCCAUGGUAAAUAACAAGACCGGAGGCUUAUUUCGAGUCGCCGUGAAGUUGAUGAUGGCUUGUUCAACGACUAAUGUUGAUGUUGACUAUGUUCCUCUCGUGAACCUCUUCGGCGUGUACUACCAGAUAAGAGAUGACUAUAUGAAUCUGCAAAGUACAGAGUACACCGACAACAAGGGGUUCGCAGAGGACUUGACCGAGGGAAAGUUCUCCUUCCCAAUAGUGCACGGCGUGCGUGCGGACACGUCGAACAGACAGAUUCUCAACGUCCUGCAGAAACGCCCAUCCACACCAACGCUCAAGAAACAUACAAUUACCUACCUGCGGGAUCAUACCAAAUCUUUUGACUACACUGUAACCGUGCUCAAGAAACUCGAAUCACAAAUAAGAGAGGAGAUUGCGAGGCUCGGGGGUAAUCCAGGACUGGAGCAGAUCAUGCAGAUUCUGCAGCUCGGAUGA